GGGACGUUCGGCAACGACAGAGGGCAGACACGGCGGCGGCGGAGGAACUCUCUUUCAGUCUUUGGUCCCGAAGACGGAGGCGCCCUCAUCUCACCAGUCCCCCUCCCUCUCCCUCCACCGCCGCUCGCCGCCGUUUCCCAGCCGCCGGGCCCAUCGCCGCGAUACCCCCCACAGAAAACCGGGAGGCCCUGUUUUUUGGCGGUCGUCUUCGUUCUCCUUCGUCCCGGAGCUCGCCGUUCUCGUUCGGACCCUUCGUUACACCCAAUCCCGAAGUUCCGGAAGCCCGUCCCGUGCCUCGACGGCGGCCUCAGAAGCCCCCGGUUUCGCCCUCAAACCCGCCCUCGCCGAGCAGAUCCGAGAGUCCCCUGUUUUGGCCUCUCUUUUUCUCGCCAAGGCGGCUUUUUUUCGCGCCUGGAAAUCUCAAGACGUUUGCUUGAAGCUUGUUCGGCAUUUGCGGCUUCAAUCCCUCAACGAUUACGGAAGUCUCGCUCGCUGAUUCAGUCGUCCACCGCGACUUCGCCUUCGCCUUAGCUUGUUGACCAGGAUAAUGGAGUUUGAGGAUGGGUAUCCGGCGCAGAAGCUGUUCCAUCAGGGUUACUCCUACACAUAUGAUGAUGUCAUCUUCCUCCCAGGCUAUAUAGGAUUCCCAGUGGAGCAGGUUGACCUCUCCACCAAGCACCGCAACAUCUCCCUCAACAUCCCAUGUGUCUCCUCACCGAUGGACACUGUCACAGAAUCCUCCAUGGCCCGAGCCAUGGCAGCUCUUGGCGGCAUCGGCAUCAUUCACGCCAAUGUCCCUCCCUCCGACCAAGCCUCCUUGGUCAAAGCAGCCAAAUCCUCCUGCUUCCCAGUCCUCUCCAAUCCUGUCUUUCUAUCUCCCACAGAUUCUAUCAUCUCCCUUGAGGAUUUUGCUGACACUCAUUGCAUCCUCGUCACAGACUCUGGUGAUUGCCGUGGAAAGUUGGUGGGCUAUGUGACCAAGUCUGAUUGGAUGAACCUUACAGACAAGGAAACACAGCUGGUUGAUUACAUGAUCAAGUCCUCUGAUUCUGCCCCUUGGGAUUGUGAUCUGGCAAAGAUGAUAAGCUACUUUGAGGAGAAGGGGGAAGGAUUUGCGCCAAUAGUGAAGGGAGGAGAGAUAGUAGAUGUCGCAGGGAGAGAUGUGGAGAGGUUGAGAGGAUUCCCCAAAUUGGUGGGAGGGGCUUCACUGGGUCCCAAUGGAGAGUGGAUGGUGGGAGCAGCGAUUGGGACAAGAGAGACCGAUAAGGAGAGGCUGGAGCACCUCGUCAAGGCUGGUGUCAAUGUGGUGGUGCUCGACAGUUCUCAGGGAAAUUCCCUUUAUCAGAUUGACAUGAUCAAGUAUGUGAAGAAAACAUACCCUGAGUUGGAUGUCAUUGGUGGCAACGUGGUCACAACGUACCAGGCAGAUAAUUUGAUCAAGGCUGGGGUUGAUGGUUUGAGGGUUGGCAUGGGGUCGGGUUCUAUUUGUACGACCCAGGAGGUCUGCGCCGUUGGACGUGGGCAGGCUACUGCUGUCUACAAGGUUUCAUCCCUUGCCUCUCAAUAUGGUGUGCCAGUCAUUGCGGAUGGUGGCAUUUCAAACUCUGGGCACAUUGUCAAAGCUUUGUCCCUCGGGGCAUCCACUGUGAUGAUGGGAAGCUUCCUUGCUGGAAGUACUGAGGCUCCUGGUGCAUAUGUGGUUCAGGAUGGCCGUCGAUUGAAAAAGUACCGAGGCAUGGGUUCACUUGAGGCGAUGACUAAAGGGAGUGAUGCAAGAUACUUGGGUGACACGUCAAAACUCAAGAUUGCACAGGGUGUUGUUGGCGCAGUGGCAGAUAAAGGGUCGGUCUUGAAGUUUGUCCCUUAUACCAUGCAAGCUGUUAAGCAAGGUUUUCAAGAUCUUGGAGCUCAGUCUUUAAGAGAUGCUCAUGACAUGAUAAAAACAACGCUGAGGCUAGAGGUAUGGCCAUUCUAUAGUAAGAACGGAGCUGCCCAAAUUGAAGGCGGAGUCCACGGGCUGGUCUCCUUCGAAAAGAAACCGUUCUGAGAUUCCUCCUCCUGUGGGAAGCUGAUCUUGCCAGGUUAGGCAACAUCAAAUUCAAGAAGCUGGCAAUUGAAUGAACCAUCAAUUGUGUUAUUGGCGUUGAAUGAGGAAGUAAUUGCUAUAGGGAGUAGUUAGGUCAUGGUCGCCAGAGCUCUCUUCGCAUUUGUUGGAACUUGUUGAAAGAGAUAAAAUGUUGUAUUUUUAUAUAUUAUAUUUUAAUCAAAAGAAUUACAAUAAU
This is a messenger RNA of Eucalyptus grandis, 2282 nucleotides long. Its product is annotated as inosine-5'-monophosphate dehydrogenase. The record is from RefSeq and is a predicted model, not a curated record. Gene Ontology annotation, cellular component: cytoplasm. NCBI's taxonomy places the organism in Eukaryota, Viridiplantae, Streptophyta, Magnoliopsida, Myrtales, Myrtaceae. Gene Ontology annotation, molecular function: IMP dehydrogenase activity. Gene Ontology annotation, biological process: GTP biosynthetic process.